AUGGGUGCCUUGUACCUUACCUUACCUUGGCCUUUUAUUCAACCGCCAGACAUGAAUGUGAUCGAUGCACCGGGAAGGAAGUUGAGUGGAUGUGAUGGCUGUGCGGACGCAUUGAAAGCACUAUCGAAUUCACCAUGUGCACCGAAAUGCGGCAAUGUUUUGGGAGGAACUUCGGGGGAUGAUGAUAUCGUGUGUCAGAAUACGGACUAUACGAGCUUGAUUGGAACGACAUAUUCCGGUUGCGUGGGAUGUCAAUUGACGAGUACCUUUGUUGAUCCUUCAACAAAUCAAACGGAUUUGGAAUGGGGUUUAUAUAAUUUGAGAUACGCCAUAAGUUGGUGUCUCUUUGGAUAUCCAAAUAAUACACAAGUGCAGGAUACGCCAUGUAUAACACCGCUAUCAUGCGGUCCCAUGCAAAAUGCCCUUGAAUACGGAAAUCUGACGACAAGUGCUCAAACCGAAUAUGGAUAUUGUUCAGACAUCGCCACGAACCAAAUCCUACAAUGUCAGAAUUGUCUCCGAAUUUCAACAGCAACAUAUUAUCUGAAUAAUUUCUACACCCUGCUCUAUGGAGCCUGUGAACAACAACCCGCUCCAGGCUCAACAUUAUCCUUUCAAGGCUCCCCCUUCUCCACCACUCAACUAAACAUGACAUCUCCAACUCCAAGCUCCGUACCUGGUACAGCAUACCCCGGUCUCUCCCUCAAUGGACGCAUCGGAGUCGCAGUAGGUAUAAUAGUCUUCGCACUCUUCAUAACCGGAUUCUGCAUCAUCUUCAACGGACGACGACGUCGCCGCCGCGUUCUCCGCCAACAUCAACUCGACACCGGCUACGCCGCCUGGAAAAACUCCCACAACGUCGACGGACUAGGCGGACACAUCCCUGUUAACGAUACCACCAGCGCCGUCUCAAACAUGACAUCCGGCUCGGGAGGAUUCUUCGACAGUCCCAACUCGCAAAAACCACUACAGCCACAGUAUUGGGGUCAACAGCAACCUCAUGGUGGCAAUUUCAAUGGUCAUGCUAUCAUGACCCCGGUGGAAGAUAGUCCCAUCACCCCCGUGGCGGAAAAAGUAUACCUAUCUCCCUAUUCCUCUCCAUAUAGUAGUCCAGCCACCGCAUCCACGGAUGCAAAUGGAAGGAAUCCGAAUGGAGAUUCGUGGCCUACGGAUCGAAAGGGGAGUUUUGGACAGGGGACGUUCGGACAGGGGACAUUCGGUCAAGGAGGAGGCAGUAUGGCAGAGAAACUCAAAGCGAGGGAAAAGGAACGAGCACGAAGAAAGAAAGAAGAAGAAGCGAUGAAUGAACGUGAUCAAAUCGAAUUGCAGAAUUUACAAAAUCAACAUCAACAUCAACAUCAAAGCCAAAAUCUGAAUCUGAAUCAGAGUCAAAAUGUAACGCCAGUCCUAGGACAUCCGGGGUACGGGAGGGGAAACGCGAGAGGUAUGGCGAGUGAGGAUACGAGGAGGGGCGAUGUACUUUAG
This is a messenger RNA of Sclerotinia sclerotiorum 1980 UF-70, 1485 nucleotides long. RefSeq lists its product as hypothetical. The coding region runs from base 1 to 1485 and encodes 494 amino acids. The transcript has 3 exons. NCBI's taxonomy places the organism in Eukaryota, Fungi, Ascomycota, Leotiomycetes, Helotiales, Sclerotiniaceae. The record is from RefSeq and is a predicted model, not a curated record.